AUUUAUAGUUCACAUAUGACGGGCCCAACCUGAAACAUCACAUCUAAUCACUUCUCUCUUGAUAUAUAAACUUAAUUUACGAUUUCAUUAUCCCCUCUCUGCCCGAUUGUAUUCGUUCCACUUCCUGUCGAUUCACCCCAAGUCCAUCCACGCUUCUGCCUUUCUCUCUCCUCGUCUCUGUUUCCUUCAUAAAUCCACUUCGGUUCCUUUACAAUGGACUUCAAAGAACGACGCAAAUGGCCAGAUGCUUCUCAGGAAAUUCAAGAAACACUUCUGCAAAGAAUAAUGAUACUUGAUGGUGCCAUGGGAACAAUGAUCCAAAAACAUUCAUUGGUUGAAGAGGAUUUCCGUGGAACUCUGUUUCCUGAUCCCAUAAAACCUCUUCAGGGCAAUAACGAUGUCCUCACUCUAACUCAACCAGAUCUUAUCUAUAACAUACACAAGUCUUACCUGGAUGCUGGGGCAGAUAUUACUGAAACCAACACAUUCAAUGGAACCAAAAUUGCCCAGGCUGACUACGGCCUGGAACAUCUUGUUUAUAAAAUGAAUUCUGAAUCGGCAAAACUAGCAAGGGCUGCGGCAGAUAACGUGUUUCGAGAAACAGGAAUACAGCGUUAUGUCGCUGGAGCAAUUGGUCCUACCAAUAAAACUCUCUCUCUCUCUCCAUCAGUGGAACAACCAGAACUGAGAACCAUCACUUUUGAUCAACUUGUGGCAGCUUAUAAAGAACAAGCUCAGGGUUUAUUGGAUGGAGGGGUCGAUGUGUUUCUGGUGGAAACCAUAUUUGAUACAGCAAAUGCCAAGGCAGCAUUUUUUGCCCUUGAUGAAUUGUUUGAAGAAACAAACAGACAAUGUCCAAUUUUUGUAAGUGGUACCAUUGUUGACUUGAGUGGUCGGACAUUAUCAGGACAAACAACAGAAGCCUUCAUGAUUAGCGUAUCUCACACCAAUCCAAUGUGUUUAGGGCUGAACUGUUCCUUAGGGGCCCAGCUUAUGAGACCCUUCAUUGAAAUCAUUUCCAAAAACUCUGAGGCUUUUGUCAUCUGUUACCCUAAUGCAGGUUUACCAAAUGCAUUUGGUGAAUAUGAUGAGACUGAAGAAAUGAUGGCAGCUAACUUAAAGUCUUUUGCUGAGGAUGGACUUGUAAAUAUUAUCGGAGGAUGUUGUGGCUCGACUCCUGCGCACAUAAGGGCCAUUGCUGAGGCUAUGAAAGGCUUAGCACCAAGGCAGCGUUCCAUUCCCUUGAGCCCUUCAUAUACACAGCUAUCAGGUUUGGAACCGAUGGUCAUUGGACCCUACACCAAUUUUGUUAACAUUGGGGAAAGAUGUAAUGUGGCUGGGUCGAAGAGAUUUUCGAAUCUUAUAAAGAAACAAGAUUAUGAGAAUGCGCUUUCAGUUGCCAAAGACCAAGUGGCCAACGGUGCACAAAUCCUUGAUGUCAACAUGGAUGAAGGAUUGCUCAACAGUGAGGAAGAAAUGGCGACUUUUGUGAAUUUCAUUGCAUCGGAUCCUGAUAUUGCAAAGGUGCCCCUCUGUGUUGAUUCGUCCAGUUUCUCUGUGAUCGAGGCUGGCCUCAAGUGUUGCCAGGGCAAGUGUAUCGUCAACAGUAUCAGCCUGAAGGAGGGGGAGCAAGAUUUCAUAGAGAAAGCGAAGUGCAUCAAACGGUAUGGCGCCUGUGUCAUUGUGAUGUGCUUUGAUGAGGAAGGUCAGGCGACCAGUGUUGAGAGAAAAGUUGAGAUCUGUGAGCGAUCAUAUAAAAUUCUUACAGAAGUGGUUAAACUCUUGCCCCAGAAUAUCAUCUUUGAUUUGAAUAUUCUGACCAUUGCUACAGGAAUAGAAGAACACAAUGAUUAUGUUAAAAAUUUCAUCAAUGCCACAAGUAUUGUCAAGCAAAAUCUUGCUGGUGUCAAAAUCAGUGGUGGGAUUUCCAAUCUUUCUUUUGCAUUUCGUGGUAAAAACCAAAUCCGUGAAGCAAUGCACAGUGUGUUUUUAUAUCAUGCUAUCAAGGCUGGAAUGGAUCUUGGAAUUGUCAAUGCUGGCAAUCUUCCAUUGUAUUCGGAUAUUGAAGAAAAUCUUCUUCAUCUGUGCGAAGGCAUAAUAUGGAAUACUAUUUCAGAUGGCACCGAACAAAUGUUAAUGUAUGCAGAGAAGUUGGAUAAAACUCCGAAGAAGAAUGUGACAGAGGAAGAAUGGCGAAAUUUGCCCCUGGAGGAGCGUCUCAUUUACUCUCUUGUGAAGGGAAUUGACAAAUACAUCAUCCAAGACGUGCAAGAAGCUCACCAAUCUGUAGAUGCUUAUCCAAUCCCUUUGAAGAUAAUUGAAGGGCCAUUAAUGAAGGGAAUGAACACGGUCGGAGAUUUGUUUGGUUCUGGCAAAAUGUUUCUGCCACAAGUUAUCAAGUCUGCUCGUGUCAUGAAGAAAGCUGUCGCUUAUCUGAUUCCUUUUAUGGAAGAUGACAAAGACAAGAAAUUGAAUAAGAGGACUUAUAGUGGUACCAUGGUGAUAGCGACAGUGAAAGGAGAUGUCCAUGAUAUCGGGAAAAAUAUUGUUGCUGUUGUACUUGGCUGCAAUAAUUUCAAAAUUGUCGACCUUGGUGUGAUGACUCCCUGUGAGAAGAUCCUCAACACUGCUAUUGACAUUAAUGCUGAUGUCAUUGGUCUGUCAGGAUUAAUUACUCCAUCUCUUAAUGAAAUGGUUCAUGUGGCACAGGAAAUGGAGAGAAUUGGUCUGAAGAUUCCAUUGUUGAUUGGAGGUGCGACAACAUCAAAGCAACACACAGCUGUGAAAAUCUCUCCUGCUUAUUCUGGACCCACAGUUUAUGUCCCAGAUGCAUCCAAGAGUGUCUUUGUUUGUUCUGCUUUGAUGAAUAAAGAUUCUGUAGAAGAAUAUUUGGAAGAAAUUUCUGAAGAUUACGAUGAAAUACGUCAGGAUUAUUUGGAUUCUUUGAAGAAUCGUGUUUAUCUGAGUUUGAAGGCAGCACAAGAGAAAAAGUUCCAAAUAGAUUGGUCUUUGCAUCCUCCGGCACCUCCCCCUACAUUCUUUGGAACAAAGAAAAUUGUUGACUGCAGUUUGGAAGAAUUAAUUCCAUUCAUUGAUUGGAAACCAUUCUUUGAUGUUUGGCAGCUGAAAGGAAAAUACCCAAACCGUGGCUACCCGAAAAUCUUUAAUGACGCCUCAGUUGGAACAAUGGCCAAGAAAUUAUUCGAUGAUGCUCAAGAAUUACUGAAGAAAUUCAUUGAAGAAAAAUCUUUGAAAGCUAGUGGUGUUUUCGGCUUUUACCGUGCCAAUUCCAAUGGUGACGAUAUUGAAAUUUAUGAUGAGAACAGAAGAGUUAUUGCAGUCUUUUAUGGCUUAAGACAACAGGCUAAAAAAGUCCAGAAUCAAGAUGCACAUUAUUGUUUAUCUGACUUCAUUGUUCCUGUUGAGAGUGGACUGACGGAUCACAUUGGGCUCUUUGCAGUCACUGCAGGCAUCGGGGCUGACAACUUAUGUAACCAGUUUGCUGAAAAUCAUGAUGAUUACAAUAAACUUAUGGUACAAGUACUAGCGGAUCGGUUGGCAGAGGCUUUUGCUGAGAAACUUCAUGAAGAUGUUCGCUGCCAAUAUUGGGGUUACAAUACUGAGAAUUUGGAAUCCCAAGAUCUCCAUAGAAUAAAAUACCAAGGUGUCCGUCCAGCCCCUGGCUAUCCAAGCCAACCUGACCACACAGAAAAAUUGACCAUGUGGAAAUUAUUAGAAGCUGAUUCCAUUGGCAUCGAACUGACCGAAUCCCUUGCCAUGUAUCCUGCAGCAUCCGUUUCAGGACUCUAUUUUUCACACCCCAAAUCAUUCUACUUUUCUGCCGGCAAAAUUGCUAAAGACCAGGUAAUCAGUUAUGCAGAAAGAAAAUCUGUCAGUAUUGAACAGGUAGAGAAGUGGUUACAACCAGUUCUUAGCUACGCUUCAUCCUGAUCCAGCCAGUCUUAGACUUUAUUCUGUUUUUAUACAAUUUUAUAUAUUCUAUAUUUUUAUGCAUUUUUUUGUUUUAUUUUUACAUUUUAUUUAAUGACAAAGAUUUUUAUCUCAGGGAUUCUGGUAUUUAAAAUUACACAUCAUUGUUAUAUUUAUUAACGUCAAUGAAGAGGUGUUGGCAGGCACAACAGGCAACUUUCAACUUUCUAAUUCAUUAUUUGGGCUUUCCAUAUAGUUUUGUGUGUGUGUGUGUGUGUGUGUGUGUGUGCAGGCAUGGCUGUGUGGGUAAGUAGCUCACUUCACAACCACAAGGUUCCAGGUUCAAUCCUAUUCUGUAAUACAUUGGCCAUUUUUCUUCUGCCAUGGCUUUAGGUUGCCUAAUACCAUAUGAAUAAUGAAUAACAGUGAGUGAUUGUGUCAGUUUCCAUAGCUGACAAAGCGGAAUGAAACAGAAACACCUGUGUCUUAUGAUUUAAUGACAUCACUCAACCUGAAACAAAAAAUGUGUCUUUACACAAGUCUAAGUGGCAAACUUUCUCUUGGUACUAGUCUCGCAGUGAUAGGUCUUAUCAUGUCUGAAUGCAAUCAAACAUAUUAAACAUGACUUUACAUGAAUAUAUUGUAUUGAAAGCUGCUUCAUGCAACAUUAUUUACACAUGCAGAGAGAGAAAGAGAGAGAGAGAGAGAGAGAGAGAGAGAUAGAGAUAGAGAGAGAGAGAGAGAGAGAGAUAGAGAGAGAGAUAGAGAGAGAGAGAGUCUUAUCAGAUGGCUGUUUACUUUCUUGAGUUCAUCUACCCUUUGAGAGGUUUUGCUUUUCAUCCUACAGAGUGCCCCUAAAUCCACCCUCUUCACUUAUGGCUGGACUAAGCAGGUUUGGUAGGGUCACUGGUUUAGUCGUUGGUGGUCUGACCAUGAAACAAAUCGUGCUGUGUCACAUGGGACCAGAUACUAAUUAAAGAUAACAUAAACUUAACUGUUGUUUAUCAUGCAGAUGGUGUCUCUGUGUUAUUUAAUUUCUUUUUUUCUCUUUCUUUUCUUUCACACACACUCUCUGCCUCUUUUUCAUAUAUUAUUGAAUGAAUGAUUGAGACACACACACACACAUUAAGCAGAGUUAUCAGAGUAUAAAAUUUCAUUUAUCUACUCCUGUAUACAUGUCCAGGUAUUCCAUGUGUUGCUUUUGAUAUUAUAUUCCUGAUCAUGUUUUUCUUGUCCCCUGGAAGUGUUGCUAGAACCUUCAUCUGUGAAGCUCACCGAUAACGUUUUCUGCUGUGAUUAUAUUUAAAUGAAACCCGAAAGUCUGUUGUAUAUUUUUGAAUAAACUCUCUUAAAUUCCUUUAAA
Octopus bimaculoides (California two-spot octopus) is the source of this 5293-nucleotide messenger RNA. Its product is annotated as methionine synthase. The record is from RefSeq and is a predicted model, not a curated record. Gene Ontology annotation, cellular component: cytosol. NCBI's taxonomy places the organism in Eukaryota, Metazoa, Mollusca, Cephalopoda, Octopoda, Octopodidae. Gene Ontology annotation, biological process: homocysteine metabolic process; tetrahydrofolate metabolic process. Gene Ontology annotation, molecular function: zinc ion binding; cobalamin binding; methionine synthase activity.